UCCUCUGCGGCCGCCAUGCUGCCCGCCGCCCGCGCGCUGCUGCCGCGCCUGCCCCGCCGCCCGCCGCCCGCCUGGCGCUGCACCGGGCCGCGGGCUCUGGGCACGGGCCGCGCGCGGCGCUCCGAGGCGCUGGCCGGGGCGCCGCUGGACACGGCCGCCAAGCAGUACUCGCCCAAGGUGCAGCAGCUCGUGCGGGACAUCGCGGGGCUGACGCUGCUCGAGGUGGCCGACCUCAACGCGCUGCUGAAGGAGACGCUGAAGAUCCCGGACGUGGGCGUGAUGCCCGCGGCGGCUGCCACCCUCCUGCCCUCCCAGACGGCUCCUCAGCAGGAGGAGGAGGAGGUGCCGCUGAAGAAGGCGAAGACCCAUUUCACCGUGCGGCUGACGGAGCUGAAGGCGACCGACAAGGUGAAGCUGAUCAAGGAGGUGAAGAACUUCGUGCCAGGAGUGAACCUUGUGCAGGCAAAGAAGCUGGUGGAGUCCCUUCCGCAGGAGAUCAAGGCCAACGUCUCCAAGGAGGAAGCGGAGAAGAUCAAAGCAGCACUGGAGGCAGCAGGAGGGACUGUGGUUCUGGAGUAGACAUCCCUGUCUCACCACGGAGGGACUGGUGCGAUGGCAGCCACCCCCACUGCCACCAUCCCCGGCACCAGGGUCCGGGUGCUUCUGAGUGCAGUGGGGAUGCUCUCUGGAAGGGGCCCUGUGCAAGAAUGCUCUACGGUUUGGUGGGGCUGCCAUCUGGUCCCGGCACUGCGAUGAACUCUACUUCAUAAAUAGCCGAAAACCCUUCAGAAA
This is a messenger RNA of Pezoporus flaviventris, 792 nucleotides long. It is a transcript of the gene MRPL12, whose product is annotated as mitochondrial ribosomal protein L12. Gene Ontology annotation, cellular component: ribosome; mitochondrial large ribosomal subunit. Gene Ontology annotation, biological process: mitochondrial transcription; translation. The coding region runs from base 16 to 579 and encodes 187 amino acids. The record is from RefSeq and is a predicted model, not a curated record. Gene Ontology annotation, molecular function: structural constituent of ribosome. Lineage: Eukaryota; Metazoa; Chordata; Aves; Psittaciformes; Psittacidae. The transcript has 4 exons.